CAAGUAUCUUUCCCUCUCAAUCUCUUAUUCUUCACCCUAUUAGUGGUAUCAGAGCACUUUCUCAAACGAGCAUUAUCAAUGGCCAGUGAGUCCUCCACAACCAUUACCUCUCCCGUUUCCACUAAUGCUACCAUUCCUAUAGGGCAAAACACCAUAAUCACCUUCAAUGCCGCUGCUCACUUUCCUCUUAAACUUACUCCCAGCAACUAUCCAUCUUGGCGGGCACAAUUUCUAUAUAUUCUCACUGUCUACAAAUUAACUGGCUAUCUCAAUGGAUCCAAACCUUGCCCGCCGCCACCAACCAAAGAGGUUCCCGACUCACCGUUUGAACUAAGGACUCGCCAGGAUCAAUCAAUCCGGCAUGCCAUUCUCACAUUGGUUUCGGAACCAAUUGCCCCCUACAUAUCUAAGGAGCGCCUCCAGAAUACUCGCCGUGAAGGCCGAACUGUUACCGAAUUUCUCCAUAAACUCAAAGUGCUUGCUGAUGAACUUGCUGCCAUAGACAAACCCCUCACCAACGAUGAUCUGACGGUGUAUGUUCUCAACGGGAUAGGACCUGAAUUUUGCCAUGGACCCACGGCUCACUAUGCAGCAUCUACCGGUCCAAGCACUAAUGGGUGGUUGAUUGAUUCAGGUGCUAAUAAUCACAUCACCACCAAUCUGUCCAACUUGGCACUCCACUCCGAAUAUAAUGGCUCUGAUGAACUAUUAAUUGGAGAUGGCUCAGACAUGUUAUUUUUCAUGAGGAUUUCUUUCCAUUUCGGGUCUCCAAUGGCAAAUCUACCCUCCCAUAUCCAGCUAAUCCCGAUCCUACCCAACCUCAAGUCUCGAUUCUUUCCUCUUUACCUCAUCUUCGGCCCACCAUCCCCCCAGCCGCCUCAUCACCGGCCUCAAUUCCAAAUCUCUCCCGUGAUCCUUGCCCAACCUUGCCUGCCUCCCUGCCAUUUGCCAUUGUUGUCGCCUCCCCUCUGCCGGAUCUUACCAUCCCUCCUCUGCAGGACGGCUCGCCCCCCUCUGCUUGCAGUCCCAGAUCUAGCUCGGUCUCCCCCCUGUUUAGGUAAUUCACUUGUUCUCCCUGUCACAGCCCUGCCCCCUCCCUCCCCGUCCCCUGUCCCCUCCUCUGUGACACCAAGUCUAGCUUCACCAACAAUCGCCUCUGCUUCACCUGGGUCAGCCCUGUCCUCCCCUCUCACACCAUCGCCCAUCACCCACCACACUCACCCAAUGAUCACCAGAUCCUUAAACAACAUCUUUAAACCAAAACAGAUGCACCUUGCCACCAAACACCCUCUCCCAGUCCCGGUUGAGCCCUCAUGUGUGCGCCAAGCCGUGUGUCAUCCCCAUUGGCGAAGGGCUAUGUCAGAGGAAUUUGAUGCUCUGCGCUACAAGGCUCGGUUGGUGGUGAAAGGAUUUCAUCAACGUCUUGGCCAUGAUUAUUCCAACACCUUCAGUCCGGUCAUCAAACCAACCACCAUUCACACUGUGUUUACCAUUGCUGUAAGUCAAGCUUGGUCGAUCUGGCAACUCGAUGUGAACAACGCCUUUCUUCAUGGCAAGGUUGAGGAGGACCUGUACAUGGCUCAACUGGCAGGUUUUGUUGAUCACAAUCUUCCUCAUCAUGUCUGUAAAUUGAAGAAAGCAAUCUACGGUCUCAAGCAAGCUCCACGGGCUUGGUACACUAAAUUGAAACAGUUCCUCCUUGGAUGUGGUCUGGUUAAUUCUCAUUCUGAUUGCUCUUUAUUCAUCUAUAAUAAUGCUGGAAUUGUUGUCUAUGUGCUGGUCCAUGUUGAUGAUAUCUUGAUUACUGGGAAUAGUGCUACUUGUAUCUCAGACUUGAUUCACAGGUUGGGGCAGAAGUUUUCUUUGAAGGACCUUGGUGACCUCAAAGCACAAAAUGGAUGGUGCAAAACCGGUUGCCACGCCUAUGCCUACUUCUGGAUUGUCUUCCUUGGUGCUACCCCUAUCUCGUGGAAGGCUAGCAAGCAAAAAGCCAUUGCCUGUAGUUCCACCGAGGCAGAGUAUAGAGCUUUGGCAGCAGCUUCUUCUGAGUUAGUAUGGGUACUGCAUCUGUUGACUGAGCUUGGGAUUCGAAUUGAUGCCCCACCAAUGCUUUAUUGUGACAAUGUUGGUGCCACCUAUCUCAGCAGUAAUCCAGUCAUGCACUCUCGUAUGAAGCACAUAGCAAUUGAUCUUCAUUUCAUUCGUGACCUCGUGGACAAGAAAAUUCUUCGUGUCUCUCACAUUGCCUCUGCCGAUCAACUUGCUGAUGGGUUGACCAAACCACUUUCCUCUUCCAGAUUUGCCUUACUGCGUUCCAAGAUUGGUAUCACUGAUGGCUCUACCAUCUUGUGGGGGCGUAUUAUGGAAACACAUCAUGCUACACCACCAAUCACGGCUCAGUCACCUACACAGGAUAUCAGAUCCUAAUCAUCCUUACAAUCAGCCAUUGCUAAUCAUAUAUUCUGCAUUUAUAAAGUUUCAUUGUAUUA
This is a messenger RNA of Rubroshorea leprosula, 2489 nucleotides long. Lineage: Eukaryota; Viridiplantae; Streptophyta; Magnoliopsida; Malvales; Dipterocarpaceae. The record is from the annotation of a GenBank genome assembly.